AUGGAGAAAAAUAAGUUAAAAGAGCUCCAUUCAAAACAAUUUCGCGGACUGGCAAAGCUGUCUGAGCUGUAAGUAGUUUAUGUACUGAUCUGAGUUUUCUAUGGGUCUGGUUUCUGCAUGUAAGCUUAGAAUAUCUCAUUACGCUGAUUAUAAGACUUUACCUGAUUGACAAACUUUUUUCUCAUCGCAAUUUCCUGCGGAAAACGCUUACCCGAUCAAGUUUUCAUAUUUAGGAAAUUAAAGGCUCUGUGUUAUAACUUCCCUAUGUUUUUUCUGGAAUUCCUAAAAUAAAUGCAUGCGGAAGGUCUGAGGAGAUUACCGGAGAGCCUAUGGGCCGGUUAGGGUUAGAUAUAAUGUAGAUGAAUUUUCAGUAACAACUUGUUAAUAAAGUUUCGUCUUGUCACGAGCGUGGGACAAAGAAAAACAAUUGUGAGUCCCAAUGAGGAAUCGAAGCUCAGACCUCCGGAUUCCGCGCUUUGAUGCUCUGCCACUGAGCCACAGAGACUCCACGGUGAGCUAGGUCUAUCACGAAGUUCAUAGGACACGCGUGUGUUUGUAAAUUUUCCUCCCACUCAUGAAAAACGUUAUCGAUGUCCCGUUCUUUAAUUUCCGAAGUUCGCCAUACAUUUUCUUUUCUUUCUUUCUUCAUUAGCUAUCUGUCGGGAAACAAACUCAGAUAUUUGCCACAAGGAAUUUUCAAAGGCUUAAAGCAGCUUCUGAUUCUGUAAGUAGAAUAUGAAAGUCAUUUUGUGCUUAAUUUGAUCGAAGUGGUAUCUCAGUAUCUUCUAAUAAUCACACUUAUCAGUUUGAGAUGCACAAAUCAAUGCCCAAAAAUUAUGUGUAUUUUUAAUUUUUUUUUCUGUAAGAGAACUCUUUGACAACGAAUUGAAGAACGUUUCCAUCGACAACUUCAGAGAAAUCAGACAGUUAAAAAUUCUGUGAGUGUUUAAUUUUCAUAAAUGAUAAAAUGAGAAUCAGAUUAUGAAAGACACUGACUGCCAUCAAAGGUUCAGUCAAGAAAAUAAAAAAGGACAAAUCGAUACGCUAAGUUUGAAGCAACACUCCGGAAAUGCUCUUUUAUCCACUGAUUUCAUCCUUAUACUCUUCUCUUUAAAUAUCUACAUUUUCAGAUUUUUACAUUAUAACCACAUGAGGGAGAUUCCCUACGGAUUUUUUUAAGAGUUGAAGGAUAUAUUACGAGUGUAAGAUUUUGAUGUGAUUUAUUUGAUACGUUUACAAUUUAUUAGCAGAGCUAAUUCAAAUGUUUGUUAGCACAGAGCUUCAGGCAAAUGAGUUAGUGGUUUCUAUACUUUACUAAAUAUCUAUGGUUGGCUUUCUUAACCCAAUUGACGACUUUUAUAACAACCCCAUUUUGUUGGGUAACAAGCCUCACAAAGACUGCUAUUACACACUACGUUGUUUUAUGAUAUCAAAAGAAAAAUUUCCGAACAUAUUCAAUGAAGAUUCAUAGUAGCAAAAACCCCCAUAUGAGGAAAUGAAUUCUGAUUGACUGAUCUCACGUUACCUUUGCGCUCUUAGGGUAUAGGCUUUUGGUUUUUUCUUUUACUCUAUCCUUACGGACUGAAUAGCAUCAAAUUUUACGGUUGCAGGAGUUUGGACACAAACCUGAUGUGUUGUCAUAUGCACAAGGAGGACGCUGACUGUGCUUUCAUUGAUAACGACGACUUUGCCAACUGUGAAAACAUGUUCAAGAACCCAGUCCCGAGGAAGAGCAUAUGGGCAAUCGGCUCCCUUUCCCUGGCUGGGUCGGUGUUUGUCAUCACAUGGCGUUCAGUCUUUAAGGAUACAAACACGGUACAAUCAAUCAUGUUAUUGCACUUGGCAGUCUCCGAUGGUUUAAUGGGAGCAUACCUAAUCACACUGGGUGUCAAAGAUCUGUUGUGGAGAGGAGAGUAUUACUUGCAUGACGUCAAGUGGCGGUCUGGCUUGGCUUGCCAAAUAAUUGGUGCUACCUCUUUGCUAUCCAGUGAGGUCUCCUUGAUGUUGAUGGCUUUGAUAUCUGCGGACCGACUCAAGAACAUUGUGUUCCUGUUCAGAGGUGGAGCACUUUCGCGGAAAAUGACCCAAAUCCUUUGCGCCAUCAUAUGGCUCGUCGGCUUCCUCCUGGCUUUCUUUCCGAUGUUUGGCUUGAGAUACUUCGAAGAUCUUACAACAUAUCACAAUUAUUACGGAAAAAGUGUAGUCUGCCUUCCCUUACAGCUCUCUCGUCACAAAACGGAAGGCUGGGAGUACUCUGUUUCUGUAUUUGUUGGCCUCAAUUUCUUCCUCUUCAUAUUCAUCACAGUUGCCUACCUCGCCAUAUUCAUAAGCAGAGUGCGAGUUAAAAACCAAUCAGCCAACGCAAGGAGGGAGACCGGUCUGGCCAAGAGAGUGUCCUUUAUUAUCUUCACUGAUUGUCUCUGCUGGAUGCCAAUCAUUGUGUUUGGUAUGAAGUCGGUUUUGGAGAAGGAUUACAAACAAACAGGAGAUUUGGCUGUUUGGAUCGCCGUGUUUGCUCUGCCCAUUAAUUCAGUGAUAAACCCGAUUCUGUACACAUUAGCAACACCAAAGGUAAAGAACAACAUUUCCUCAUCAUCUCUGAAAUCUAAAUAAUUUAAGGGUAGACCCGGUGGUCUGACGGUUAACACGGUGGGUUCUUUAACGCACUGACAGGGGGGCUUCUUAAGCUAGACACUCUAACAGUGACUGUUUCCAUUCAGCCGUUUAAACGAGUAGUUUUAUACUGCCUGGGAAACUUAGCUUAUACUUCGUCCAAGUACUGGCCUGAAUGAUCCUGGUUGCUUCACACUACCAAGAGUGUGAUGAUUAUAAUAUAAAGACGUCAAGCGAGCAAUCGAUCGAGAUCGUUGGCACUUGUUACUAUCUAACAACUGAUAAGGGAAAAUGGUUGGUUGAUGGACGUCGUUGAUGAUAAUUGUCUCUCCUCCCCAGGCGCAAGAGUAUCUAGGAAGCAAAAUGGCAAUGCUGAGAAGCUUCAUACGGAGUACUUUUUACUGUAGUGAAGAUCAAGAGGGUAGUUAUGCCCAUUUUUCCAUUCUCUCUAUUACAUAGUUCAUAGACUAAAGUCGGAAACGUUGGUCUUAAUAGAAAAACGUUCUUUCUGUGACUAACACCACGUUUGAGAUAGAUAUCAUAUUGUAGUAGUAUUAAUCCGUUUAUUUACUCGUGCCUUUUUUGAUAAGGACGACAACAAGAUCCACAAGAGAUUGACGAUAACGGGCAACAAGAAGGUAACACCAUUAUAAUUACUUUGUGUCAAUUUAUUCUCCUCAGGAAUCAUUUUCAUUUCCAUUCAGUUUAUUUUCAUGAUGUUGUCCUCCAGUUCGUUUUUUAUCUUUGUUUUCCCACAUCAACAAGAA
Molecule: messenger RNA, 3380 nt
Organism: Pocillopora meandrina
Lineage: Eukaryota; Metazoa; Cnidaria; Anthozoa; Scleractinia; Pocilloporidae
Source: the annotation of a GenBank genome assembly